CGGGACGCAGACGGAGGCUGGUCUUACCGGAGUACCGCUCUGCUGCUGCUGUUGCUGCUUUUCGUCUCUGAACCGGGAAAACACGACGAGAAAUUACAGAAGGUCGUGACCAGUCCUCUUUUUUGAAGUGGAAAUCUGCUCACUCCGUCCUCAUUUACAGCUGGGCUGCUACUGUCAGACCGGGUUGGAGGACAAUCAGCUCCAACUGCUGCUGCCGCGGCUGGUGUGUUUUGAAUGGUGUGGACUUUCUCACGUUGCUGCGGACCCCCCCACACACACACACACAUCGGAGCUCGCAUGCCCGAUACUCCCCCCACCUCCUCUUUCUGUCCUUUUUCUGUCUCUCUUGCUCUCUCAUACACACACACACACACUCAGAAGGAGAGGUGGUGUUUGAGCGGCGGAUCCCGUCGAGCGGAGAUUGCUGAAGAGAGGAGCGGAGCGGAGCGGCAGACUCUACCAUGCCAGUGCAGGGAGAAAGACUGAGGAGCUGUUUCUCUCUCUGCCUCUGGAGCCGGAGUCCUCUGAUCCUGCUCGGACUGUUCUCUCUGCAUGCACAAGUGCACGGAAACAUAUUGGACAGUAUGCUUUUCCGAGCGUCCAGUAAGGAGACAGCGGAGAACGGGAAGGAAGCUUUUGGCAGCACGGCUCCGGCUUCGUCUUCCCAGAGACUCCUGUGGUGUCACUGCUACCACCACUGCCCAGAGGAUUCGGCUAAUAACACCUGCAGGACCGAUGGCUACUGCUUCACCAUGGUGGAGGAAGAGGGAGGGGUGCCGGUCCUGACCGCCGGCUGCUUGGGCCUGGUUGGAUCAGAGUUUCAGUGUCGGGACACGGGGAACUCGCGUCAAAGGAGAACGCUGGAGUGCUGCACAGAUGAAGAUUACUGUAAUAAAAAUCUGCAUCCUACGCUGCCACCCCUCAAACCGCCCCUUUAUGUAGACGGGAAAAUCCACCACAUGGCCCUGCUGAUCUCAGUCUCAGUGUGCAGCAUUAUACUGGCUGUCAUCAUUGUGUUCUGCUACUUCAGGUACAAGCGGCAGGAGACUCGUCCACGGUACAGCAUCGGUCUGGAACAGGACGAGACCUACAUUCCCCCUGGAGAAUCCUUGAAGGACCUGAUAGAGCAAUCCCAAAGCUCUGGCUCUGGCUCAGGGCUCCCUCUAUUGGUCCAGAGAACAAUCGCCAAGCAGAUUCAAAUGGUGAAACAGAUCGGGAAGGGGAGAUACGGAGAGGUGUGGAUGGGCCGCUGGAGGGGAGAAAAGGUGGCCGUUAAAGUCUUCUUCACCACUGAGGAAGCCAGCUGGUUUAGAGAGACUGAAAUCUACCAGACUGUCUUAAUGAGACAUGAGAACAUUCUGGGUUUUAUAGCUGCGGAUAUUAAAGGAACCGGCUCCUGGACCCAACUCUACCUAAUCACCGACUACCAUGAAAAUGGAUCUCUGUACGACUACCUCAAAUCAACCACUCUGGACAAUAAAGCGAUGCUGCGGCUGGCCUACUCCUCUGUGUCAGGACUCUGUCACCUCCACACCGAGAUCUUCGGCACCCAGGGCAAACCUGCCAUUGCACACAGGGACCUGAAAAGUAAGAACAUACUGGUGAAAAGGAACGGGACCUGCUGCAUAGCUGACCUUGGACUUGCAGUGAAGUUUAUAAGUGACACGAACGAGGUGGACAUCCCUCCCAACACGCGGGUGGGAACGAAGCGCUACAUGCCUCCAGAGGUCCUGGACGAGACGCUGAACAGGAGUCACUUCCAGUCGUACAUCAUGGCCGACAUGUACAGCUUCGGCCUGAUCCUGUGGGAGAUCGCUCGACGCUGCAUCUCAGGAGGGAUCCUUGAAGAGUACCAGUUACCUUACCACGAGUUGGUUCCGACCGACCCUUCGUAUGAAGACAUGAGGGAGGUGGUCUGCAUCAAGAAACUGAGGCCGUCCUUUCCCAAUCGAUGGACGAGUGACGAGUGUUUGAGACAGAUGGGGAAGCUGAUGACCGAAUGCUGGGCUCACAAUCCAGCCUCCCGCCUCACGGCUCUACGGGUCAAAAAGACACUUGCCAAAAUGUCAGAGUCGCAGGAUAUCAAGCUAUGAGAGCGCGGGCGGGCGCCGCCAGGUGUGGGUUUCACUCGCACAGCAAGGGCACCAACGAUCACACUGGCUUCGCUCCAGGCUCUGCUGGCCUUGAUUUCUGGG
Salarias fasciatus (jewelled blenny) is the source of this 2195-nucleotide messenger RNA. It is a transcript of the gene bmpr1ba, whose product is annotated as bone morphogenetic protein receptor, type IBa. Gene Ontology annotation, cellular component: signaling receptor complex; plasma membrane. Gene Ontology annotation, biological process: protein phosphorylation; cell surface receptor protein serine/threonine kinase signaling pathway; cellular response to growth factor stimulus. Gene Ontology annotation, molecular function: transmembrane receptor protein serine/threonine kinase activity; ATP binding. NCBI's taxonomy places the organism in Eukaryota, Metazoa, Chordata, Actinopteri, Blenniiformes, Blenniidae. The transcript is spliced from 13 exons. The record is from RefSeq and is a predicted model, not a curated record. The coding region runs from base 462 to 2093 and encodes 543 amino acids.